AUGGAGGAGGCCACCAAGAGUAUAUCAGCGAGGACUGUUGAAGAUAUGGUGGCAGAAUGGAUCCGCUACAGAAAUGAGUGUCUGGUCAGGAUGAGCGCAGAACCCGGACCAAACGAAUUGGUAUGCAGUCGUAUGUUUGACGAAUAUGCUUGUUGGUCAGAUGGACAACCCAACUCUACAGUCAAGGUGCCCUGCCCCUGGUACCUACCUUGGUACAACCAAGUGCGUAGUGGUUUUGUGUUGCGUGAGUGUGGCCCUGAUGGCAAAUGGGCCACCAGAAACUCCAGUCAAACCUGGAGGGAUCAUUCUCAGUGCCAACCUGAGGACAGCCAACAGGAGGAGGAGAAGCAAAUUAUUAUUUAUGCCUGCUUUCGGGUCAUGUACACAGUGGGCUACUCUCUCAGUCUGGUCAGUCUCUGUGUGGCUCUGAUUAUUCUUCUCUUUUUCAGUAAGCUCCACUGUACCAGAAACUACAUCCACAGCAACUUGUUUGCGUCGUUCAUUCUGCGAGCUCUCUCCAUCCUGACUAAAGAUGCUCUACUGGGUAAAACCUACCUGGAGUUCACAGACAACAGGGACAUCUUUGAAGUGAACAGUAACCAGGCAUUGUCCAGCUGCCUUGUGGCUCAAGUGCUGAUGCAUUACUGUGUGGGAGCCAACUACUACUGGCUUCUCGUGGAAGGCCUGUAUCUGCACAACUUGCUGGCACUGAUGGCUUUCUCUGAAAACCGCUUUUUUGGUGGAUAUCUGUUGAUAGGCUGGGGCACCCCGGUGUUAUUUGUCUUUCCCUGGAUUCUUGUACGUUACAUGUAUGAAGACACAAGGUGUUGGGAGAUAAAUGAAAACAUGGCUUACUGGUGUAUAAUCCGUAUCCCUAUUCUCCUGGCCAUAAUGGUUAACUUCUUCAUCUUUAUUCGCAUCAUUCUGAUCCUUAUAUCUAAACUGAAAGCCCAUCAGAUGAGAUAUACUGACUAUAAAUUCAGACUGGCCAAAUCCACAUUGACCCUGAUCCCUCUGCUGGGGAUCCAUGAAGUUGUGUUUGCGGUGUUGACGAAUGUGCAAACAGAUGGAGUCUUUCGCAAUAUCAACCUCUUCUUCCAGCUCUUCUUCAACUCUUUUCAGGGUUUACUUGUAGCCGUCCUGUACUGUUUUGUCAACAAGGAGGUGCAAGCAGAAAUAAAGAGUACAUGGCAGAGGCUGAAGCUGUGGUUGACUUACCUAGAUGAACUGAGAAGUAGUGGCAGUAACACACUGCAGACUCCUGUCAGCAUGCCUCCAUCUUCCCAGUGUCACCAUCUGUCUCUUUACAAGCUACCUGACGGCUGCCCAGAGGUCAGCCACCUCUCUCCUAUGCUCCACACCUCUCUUUCACCAGCUCCUCACCCUCAGGUUCCCAUUCCUGACUGCUACGCCUACCACCAAGACAAGAUGGGAGACAAAUUGGUGAAAACUUCCUGGCAUGUCGCUGCUCAUACUAAGGAUAGAGGAGAGGAUGAUGAGAAAUUAUAUGAAAUGUAUUGCUAA
Pelmatolapia mariae (spotted tilapia) is the source of this 1524-nucleotide messenger RNA. It is a transcript of the gene gipr, whose product is annotated as gastric inhibitory polypeptide receptor. The transcript has 14 exons. NCBI's taxonomy places the organism in Eukaryota, Metazoa, Chordata, Actinopteri, Cichliformes, Cichlidae. Bases 1 to 1524 code for a protein of 507 amino acids. Gene Ontology annotation, molecular function: gastric inhibitory peptide receptor activity; G protein-coupled peptide receptor activity; peptide hormone binding. The record is from RefSeq and is a predicted model, not a curated record. Gene Ontology annotation, cellular component: plasma membrane. Gene Ontology annotation, biological process: cell surface receptor signaling pathway; adenylate cyclase-modulating G protein-coupled receptor signaling pathway.